Arabidopsis arenosa is the source of this 745-nucleotide messenger RNA. The record is from the annotation of a GenBank genome assembly. NCBI's taxonomy places the organism in Eukaryota, Viridiplantae, Streptophyta, Magnoliopsida, Brassicales, Brassicaceae.
GACCUUACCAUGUGGUUCAGUCUCCGCUUGAGCUGGUAGUGUAGCCUCUGUUUUCUCCUCUAGAAUAGAUGCCGCCAAAACGUGGAAGAGGAGCAAGGGCUGCUGCACAGUCAAGAGGGAGGGCCGCGAGGUCAGAGGCCUCUAAUGAGAGUGUCCAUGUUGAGAAUCCGGAAGUUGUGGCUCCGGCGGGACAACCACAAGUGAAUGGCCCUGCGGCUAAUGAAAUGGCUAUGUUUGAGGAAUUCCGUAGGUUCCAGCAAUUCAUGCGGAGGGCUCCUUCUAUGAGAGAAGCACCAGAGGUGAAUGCUCCACAUCGGGACGGACCUGAAAUGGUAGCACCACCUCAACACCAGCCACCGCCACCGCCACCGCCAUAUCCUAUGCAGACUCAUCCUAUGCAUGUCCAUGGGCUAGGAACGACGUACUUGGAUGCUAUCAGAUAUCUCAAGGACGUGAGUAUGAAGUUCUUUGAUGGUAAAUCUGAUCCCGUUUCUGCUUAUAACUGGAGAAAAAAAUUGGAAAGGAAUCUUGACAGUGUUCGGUGUCCGCAAGAGUACCGUAAGGAGUUAGGUAUGGUGGGAUAAGGUUGUAUCUCAGGUAAUGAUGCGGAGUAGUGACCGGAGUUGUCAGUUGGUGUUGGUUUUCGGAGUUUGCAUUUAUUAUUUUAUUUUAUUGCAUAAUCUGGAACAUAAUUUCAUUUUAUGGAUUGAAGGACGUUUAAUUUGAAUUAAUGGAGAACGUUGAU